Molecule: messenger RNA, 546 nt
Organism: Metarhizium album ARSEF 1941
Lineage: Eukaryota; Fungi; Ascomycota; Sordariomycetes; Hypocreales; Clavicipitaceae
Product: exosome-associated family protein
Exons: 3
Coding region: 1-546 (181 amino acids)
Biological process (GO): maturation of 5.8S rRNA; regulation of gene expression
Cellular component (GO): exosome (RNase complex); nucleolus
Molecular function (GO): DNA binding; RNA binding
Source: RefSeq, a predicted model, not a curated record
AUGAGCGGCGUCAAAGACAUCACGCCCGACCUCGACAGACUGGACUCGCAGCUGGACAGGCUCGAAGACGCGCUGGCGCCGCUGCUCAGAAACCUCGGCGACAAGGCCUCUCAGCUGCCGCUCCUCGACAGGGCCAAGCUCUUCUCCCUGACGGCCUACUCGAUCGAGUCCCUCCUCUUCUCCUACCUGCGACUCCAGGGCGCGGAUGCCCAGGGCCACGCCGUGUACGCCGAACUGAAGCGAGUGCAGCAGUACUUUGGCAAGAUCCAGGCCGCCGAGGAGCCGGAGGCGCAGAGGACCCUGGUCGUGAACCAGGAGGCCGCGGCUCGGGUCCUGAAGGCUGACUUGGCCGACAACAAGUCCAUCAGCAGCAGGUUGGCGGAGAAGAUUGCCGAGGAGCGCGCCAGGGCGCUGCUUAAGUCGGUGGAGGGCAGGAAGCGGCCUGGCGGUGCUGAUGAUGCCGCUGCGUCGGGGGGAUCAGGCAGCGACGCGCAGGGGAACAGGAAGAGGAGGCAGAAGGGCAAGGCGAGGGCGAAGCAAAAGUGA